Parasteatoda tepidariorum (common house spider) is the source of this 1398-nucleotide messenger RNA. NCBI's taxonomy places the organism in Eukaryota, Metazoa, Arthropoda, Arachnida, Araneae, Theridiidae. The record is from RefSeq and is a predicted model, not a curated record.
AUGCAAACAACGCAUUUCCAAGAUGAUAAAUUUCUCGCCAAAAUACAAGCUUUUCGAGAUAAAAGUGAUAUUCUGAGAGUAAAGACCAAACUGGUACAUAGUGAUGAGAAUGAGAAUUUCAGAUGUCCAAUCCUUUUACCUGCUAACAGUGUUGUGUUAGAAUUAAUCCGUGAAGAGCAUAUAAAAGCGAUGCAUGCAGGUCGUUCCAUCUUACUCUCAAGACUCAGAGAGCGAUACUGGAUUCUUAAAGUUAAAAAGUUAAUAAACAAAGUUAUUUCCAAGUGUGUGACUUGUAAGCGUCAUCAAGCUAAACCAGUAGAAGUUCCUUUUGCGCCCCUUCCAAGAGAAAGGGUUACUCAGACAAAAGUUUUUCAAGUGUCUGGUGUGGACUAUGCCGGUCCUCUGUAUCUAAAAUCGAAAGAAAAAGCUUGGAUCGUUUUGUUUACCUGUGCUGUGUACCGAGCAGUUCACUUUGAAUUAGUACGGUCUCUCACUACAGAUGCUUUCAUUCAAGCGGUCAGACGAUUUAUCGCAAGAAGAGGUAGAAUAUCGGUCAUUUACUCGAAUAAUGGAAAGAACUUUGUAGGAGCAAACCAUUAUUUAAAGAAUUUAGAUUGGGACAAGAUUGCUGUGUACUCAACCGCUCAGAAAAUAAUUUGGAAAUUUAUUCCACCCACAACAGCAUGGUGGGGUGGAUGGUGGGAGCGGAUAGUUGGAAUGCUUAAGACUCUUCUGCGUCGUGUGUUAGGUAAAUCUGUUGUGGAUUAUGAAGAACUAACUACAAUUUUAUGUGACUGUGAAUCGGUUAUAAAUAGCAGACCAUUGACCUACAUUCACGAUAAUCCAUCUGAAUUAGUACCUUUAACUCCGGCAACAUUUAUAUACGGGGAAGGUAGCAACAGCAACGAAACUCCCGAUCUAGACCUUGUGAAUCGAACCUCUAUGUUGAAACGUGUGAAAUUUUUGCAAAAAUUACGUGAAGAUCUCAAACAAAGAUUUAGAAAUGAAUAUCUUGCUCAGCUAGUGCACAAGGGAAUAAGAAGGAAUGAUGUUAUAAACAUCGGUGAUAUUGUUUUAAUAGGACAAGAUAAUGCUCGACGCAUAGAUUGGCCUCUUGGAAUUGUCUUGGAGCUUUAUCCUGGAAAGGACAGUAUUCCUAGAGUAGCCAGAUUAAGAACCUCUCAAGGAGAAAGGAUCCGAUCUUUCCAAAGACUUUAUCCUUUAGAGCUAUCAGCAAAGAACGAUGUGGAUAUUCUGGAAAAGUCUUCAAAGAAAAUUAACUUGGAAGUUGAUAAUAUUCCCAAUUCCGUUGAUGUGCCUGAUAAUUUGGAAGUGAAUUCGCUUAUCAAAGGCAGAUUGGGAAGAAUCAUAAAAAUUCCACAACGUUUAGAUUUAUGA